Molecule: messenger RNA, 2573 nt
Organism: Botrytis fragariae
Lineage: Eukaryota; Fungi; Ascomycota; Leotiomycetes; Helotiales; Sclerotiniaceae
Product: putative hsp70-like protein
Exons: 4
Coding region: 1-2214 (737 amino acids)
Molecular function (GO): ATP binding; ATP-dependent protein folding chaperone
Source: RefSeq, a predicted model, not a curated record
AUGAGUUCUAUGAACGCCCGCUUCAAAAGCCUUGGGUUCGGUUCCAAACGUAAAUCAAGUGCAAACAAUAUCUCAACCUCUAUCCCGCAGAACCCCACUUCCACUGCCUCGUUACCACAACUCGCGCAAUUACCCGGACAGCCUGCCCCUACUACACAAACUGCUUCCUCUUCCACCGCAAGCUUACCUAUGAAUCAUCAGGGAGGUGCUGGCGUAAGACCGCCCAGCUACUCUAAUCAAUAUACUCCUGUUGGACGCACGACGUCUCCCAUGGCUCAAGGUACUCCACGAACCCCUCCUACACAGAUGAUGGGCGGACCACCACCGAUUAACACAGCAGCCACCGGUGGUUAUCCUCCUCAACAAGGAGGUAUGGGAGGACCUCCUCCUCCAGCUGGGCCACCUCAAUACAAUCAUCCUCCUCAGUAUGGUGCUGGAGGAGCACCGAUGCAAGCUGCCGGCCCUCAGUAUGGUGCAAGGAAUAAUGCGGUAGAGGUCGAAGGCGCUGGGUACGACUUUCUCAGGUGUAGCCUUCGCUUUUGCGACCAACACCGAGGCAAAAGAAGACAUUAUCACCGAAUGGCCCGGGCGGGAUCAUAUACAAAGCAAAAGAUUCCCACCGUCCUUUACUAUGAUCAAUACCAGAAAGUCGUUGGGUGGGGUCCUGAUAUUGCAGAUGCUUUGGCACCAACUGGUUACCCAAAGCCAGGUGUUCAAAAGGUAGAAUGGUUCAAGCUUCAAUUGAUGCUAUCCGGAAACACAUAUAUCGAUCCCAUCAACCUUCCUCCCCUUCCACCAGGAAAGUCCGAGAUCGACGUCGCAGCAGAUUACCUUUUCAAACUUCGACAAGCAAUGAGAAAUCAAUUACAAAAGACUUUAGGAGAGGUGUUCAAUCGAGAAGAAAGAAAUAUCCGAUACUACCUUACAGUCCCCGCUAUUUGGAAUGAUGCUGGAAAAGCUGCAACCCGAGCUGCUGCCAUUCAGGCUGGAUUCUUGAGGGAUGAGAACGAUAAUCGAUUGACACUGAUUACAGAACCCGAAGCUGCUGCUUUGUUCUGCUCAAAGGCUGGUCUCUUGAACCUCAAGAUUCAUGACGCUGUACUCAUUGUUGAUUGUGGUGGUGGAACUGUCGAUUUGAUUGCGUAUGAGGUUGAGGAAGAGUCACCAUUCACGGUUUCCGAGUGUACGGCAGGAUCUGGUGAUUCUUGCGGAUCUACUGCAUUGAAUCGAAACUUUAGUAAUAUCUUACGAACCAAGAUCCGAAAGAUGAAGUUACCCGAAGGUUCGAAGACAGCCGGAAGAGUGUAUGCGAAGUGUAUUAUGGACUUUGAGAACAGAAUAAAGGCAGAUUUCAGAAAUAACAAUCAGAAAUGGGCAGUGGACGUGGGAAUUGAAGCAGAGUUCCCCGAGGCAGGAAUUGAAGAGGGAUAUAUGACUUUCACCAACGAAGAAAUUCUACAAUGUUUUGAGCCAGUCGUCAACCGAAUUCUGGAAUUGGUUCGCAACCAAAUCAUUGCAAUUCAAGCACAAAACCGAACACUCCAGAAUGUCUUGGUUGUUGGUGGUUUCGGUGCAUCUGAGUAUCUUUUCCAACAGAUCAAACUUCAUGUACCACCUCAGUUCCAAGCUAAGGUAGUUCGUCCUAUGGAUUCAGUAGCUGCUAUUGUUAAGGGUGCCGUUACUGCUGGUAUCACCGAAAGGGUCAUUACAUCCCGUGUAGCUCGUCGUCAUUACCUCAUGGCAACUCUGCAACCUUUCAAGGAAGGACAUCAUCCAGAAGCUUACCGUGUUCCAUCCUUGGAUGGUAAGGAUCGAUGCAAGUUUACUCGUCAAAUUUUUGUACAAAAGGGACAAAGAGUCAAGAUUGGUGAGCCAGUCAAGGUAUCAUUCUUUAGACAGGUUGCACCGGGAGCAACUCUGAUGUAUGAGGACAUCUUGUAUGCUUGUGAUGAUGAUGUUUGCCCGGAAUACACAAAGGAUCCACGUGUCAAGGAAGUUGUUACUCUUACCUCGGAUCUCUCUCGCAAGAAUCUUGAAAAGGAUUUCGAGAGAAUGGAUACCCACAAGGCACAUUCUACCGAGUGUACUUUGAUAUCUACCUCACCCUCGAUGGAUCCGAAUUCAAUGCAGAACUUGUUUGCCAAGGAGAAGUCAUGGGCCGUUGCACUUCUAGAUUCAGAUAAUCUUUCCUCUCCAUCAACCAUAAAAAAAUAAUAAGGAUUGGAUUCGACGAAUUUCUUUUUUUUACUUCUUAGCGUUGUUCGAUAUCGGGUUACUUACAGUAGCAUCACAAUUUGCGAUGCACGGCGCUGGAGUGUAAGGAAGCAAUUUAAGAUUUGAUAGCAGAAAGCGUUUCUGCAAUGAUUUCAUGACGAACUGGGGAGAUUAUUGAGCAAAGAAGAAGUGCCUGCCUGGGUCGACUGAUGAGGAGUGAUCAGAUCUAAAACUAGUGGUGAGAUUUACAUGAUGGAUGGAUGAAAAUUCAGUCGUUUGGAUCAGAUGAGGUUAUUUUUUCUAGCAGAAUGGAUGAUUUUUUGCAUCUUAAUGAUAGGGACGAAUGGAUCCAUAGUUUA